This is a messenger RNA of Tinamus guttatus (white-throated tinamou), 1327 nucleotides long. The record is from RefSeq and is a predicted model, not a curated record. Lineage: Eukaryota; Metazoa; Chordata; Aves; Tinamiformes; Tinamidae.
AUGCUCGCCCGGAGGAUUCUCAGGAACUGGAUCCAGCACGGAGGGAGCCGGGAGGAGCCGCUGCUGGGAAGCGUGACCGUUGCAGAUUACGCGAACUCCGACCCAGCCGUCGUGAAAUCAGGACGGGUGAAAAAGGCCGUGGCCAACGCGGUGCAGCAGGAGGUUCUCUCUGUAUCUGGAGACUCUUGUGACAGCAGCGAUGAAACAGACACAAAGGAGAGUAUCAACGGGCGACCUGCAUCCAGAAAGAAGAAGAGCAAAAGGCACAAAGAAAAUCCCGAUGGUGACGGUGGAGAAGAAUAUCCCAUAGAUAUCUGGCUGCUGCUGGCAUCCUACAUUCGCCCUGAAGACAUCGUUCGCUUUUCUCUGAUCUGCAAGAAGGCCUGGACUGUUACUUGCACUGCUGCCUUUUGGACCAGGCUCUACAGAAGGCACUACAGCCUCGAUGCGUACCUGCCCCUCCGCUUGCGACCAGAAUCCAUGGAAAAGCUGCACUGCCUCCGUGCGUGUGUCAUCCGGUCGCUAUACCAUAUGUAUGAACCUUUUGCAUCGCGAGUCUCCAGGAAUCCAGCUAUUCCAGACAGUACUCCUAGCACUUUAAAAAAUUCCAGAUGUCUGCUUUUCUGGUGCAAAAAGAUUGAAGGGAACAGACAAGAAUCAAUGUGGGAAUUCAACUUCAAGUUCAAAAAGCAGUCACCCAGGUUAAAGAGCAACUGUUACAAAGGUCUUCAGCCACCUAUUCAGUAUGAGGAAGUCCAUACAAACCCUGAUCAGGAUUGCUGUCUACUGCAGAUCACCACCUUUAACUUCAUAUUUGUGCCAAUAGUCAUGGGUAUGACGUUCACCUUGUUCACCAUCAACGUGAGUACGGACAUGAGGCAUCACCGUGUGCGCCUGGUGUUCCAGGAUGCCCCCGUUCGCAGCGGCAAGAAGGCCCGGCUGGACCAAGGAGUGCAGGUUGUGCUGGACCCCGUGCACAGCGUGCGACUCCUGGAUUGGUGGCACCCGCAGUACCCCUUCUCCCCAAAAGCUUAGUGCCCUCCUGCGCCCGCACAGCCGGCAGGUGACUGAAUCUGGCAGGCUGAAGAGAAUUCCUAGGAACCAGGAAAUCCUCUUUUUAUUUCUUUAAUAAAUUCUGCAGUCUCCUUGCAAGUGGUUGAAGCUACUGAGCUAGUCUCUAUGUAUAUAACUUCUGGUCAGUGAUGGGCAGAGCUAAGUGUAAAGCGGAAAAAAAUUUGUAAACACUUUUAUGUAAAAAUUCACGUUUUAUGAUUUGAAAGGAGCUCCCUGGAACUGUUCAUUUAAAAUCCUUUUGGUGCUAAUGAAA